Molecule: messenger RNA, 1980 nt
Organism: Seminavis robusta
Lineage: Eukaryota; Bacillariophyta; Bacillariophyceae; Naviculales; Naviculaceae
Source: the annotation of a GenBank genome assembly
AUGAGCGCCAUCCAGAACGAUUCCACUCCAGAAGACGCCUCGCUGCAGGAUACGAGUGAUAAUGACGAGGAAAUUUUGUUGGAACCCAGGACGAGUGAACCGUUAGGUUUGCCAAUACCUCGGGAUGAACAUGCCUGUUCUGUGAGUCUUCCUUCGUGGUCCUCCGUGGUCGGCUAUGAAGAAGGCGAUGCAAGCAUCACAGCGGCCCUGAGAUGUGGAUACCCUCGAUUCAUGUACCAUCCAGUCAUUCUGCAACUGGCUUCUCAUGUGGUGAAGGAACAUUCCCCAAACGAAACAGAGGAUUGCUUGUUGCUGCCAAGCCAUGCGGCGGCAGUUCGAUGCCAAGCAUUUCUUCAAGAAGCAUUGGAAGGACAAUGCGACAAGGAUAAUGCCCUCUUGUGCACGACUAUGGAUCCUUCUGAUGCCACCACUGGCGAUGCCACUACAUGGAGUGACGACAAUCCGCAAGCAGUGUCCCGCAUUCGCAUUGUCGCCGUGGGUGGUAAUGCCAAUAUCCAUGCGGUCUUGUUCCCUGCCGAAACUCCCGCCGCGAUGCAAGCCAAGGCGUAUUGGCAGCAUACCGGAGAAAUUGUCAGCAGCCGAAGAGCUGAAGCAGCGCUGACAAAUCUCAAUAUUCCCGUGGAACGAACCGUUACCUGUGGUCCCAAGGCACCCUAUAUUUGGCAUCCAGCCGACUCUACCAGCAACGACAAUGAUGACACUUCAUUGCCAUUCACGCUGCUACGCCAACGUAUUGCCGAAUGGACCAAUCUUCAAUCCGAAGAAUCCGUGUUUUUGACACCCAGUGGCAUGGCCAGUAUCUACACGUGCUUGCGUUCGGCCCGUCGGUAUCAAAUGUUGCAUUCCAACGAAAAUAGCAGGAGUGAUGGUGGAAGAUCCAUUGUCUAUGGGUUUCCCUACCUCGACACUCUCAAGCUCGCUUCUCGCAAGGAAUUCUGUCCUGCUGGAGUCGACUUUUUUGGAUUUGGAAACGACAACGACUUGCAAUUGUUGGAACAAGUGUUGGAACAAAACAACAAUAACAACCACCAAUAUUGUGCUCUCUUUACCGAAGUACCGUCCAAUCCACUGCUGCAGUGUCCCGAUUUGUACGCCCUUCGACAGCUGGCGGAUCAGUAUGGUUUUGCCUUGAUUGUCGAUGACACCAUUGGCAACUUUCUCAAUCUGGACAUGAUCCACACCGGAAUUGCCGAUGCCGUGUGCACGUCCUUGACCAAGAUUGUGUCGGGGCGUGGGGAUGCCAUGGCCGGAUCGAUCGUCACCAAUCCCAAUACCGCCAAGGGGCGUUGGAUGCAACAAGAUUUGCAGCAAGAUGGCGGUUCUUCUUUGUUCGUGGCGGAUGCCAAUGCCAUUCUCGCCAACAGCCAGGAUUUUCGGGAUCGCAAUCUCAUCAUCAAUGAGAGUAGCGAAACUCUGGCAGAUUGGUUCAGGGAUCAUCCCGACGUGGAAACCGUAUACUACCCCAAGUAUGCACCGCUGUAUCCCUCACUGAUUGCCGAGUCGCCCAAUCCCAGGUAUUCUGGAUACGGCGGUUUGAUGAGUAUCUUGUUGGAAUCACACAUGUGUCAACGAACCUUUUACGAUGAGCUGAAUGUUGCCAAGGGACCCUCUCUUGGGACCAAUUUCACCCUGGUGUGUCCCUACACGUUGUUGGCUCACUAUCACGAACUAGACUUUGCCAUGAAUUACAACGUCCCACCCAAUCUGUUGCGUAUUUCGGUCGGAUUGGAGGAUCCCAGCGAAUUGAAGAACAAGUUUGAAGAUGCCUUUGCUAGGAGUCGCCUAUAUCCCAAGUUGUCGUCGCCAUCAUCCAAGACGAGUGGGCAACAGGUUCGCUCCUAUUCGACCAUGACAGACCUUGGUCAAGUCGGUGGCGCCACGAUGAACCGUUACGGGCUCCGAAACAGUUACUCGACAAUCAUGACCAUGAAAAGUUUGUUGAGGCGUGUACCUCGUUAG